CUCCCAUCGUCCCUUGCGGCGCAGUGUCAAACAUGGCACCCGUCGCGCGGACAAAAGGCGAAUCUGUCUGACGGCGGGCUGAAGCCCAAAUACAAUCCAGAGAAGACGUUUUUUCGAGGAAAAUUAACAUCAUACGGUUUGCCCAGGCUCCGUUGAGGCAACCUAUAAGACCGCAUGUUACAACUAAAAUCUGUGGAGGACUGUCUACUGGAAUAAGCAAGGAUGUUCCAGCAUUGUGAAGAGCCUCGCUUCACCAUCGAACAGAUCGACCUCCUCCAGAGGCUCAGGAGGACAGGCAUCGGCCAGGCUGAGCUCUUCCAUGCCCUGGACACUUUGGAGCACCUGGACCGUCCCCACAGGCACACCUCAAACCACCAAACCUCUUCCUACGCCCCGCCUUCGUAUUCCACCGCGGCCACUCAGACAGUCUUGUCCGAUAGCCGCCUAUCGCCGACUAGCUUUGAUGUCACCUUGCCUGUAGCCAUGGCAACGGUAGCACAGACCAACGGGAAGAUGUCGCCGCUGACCAGAUUUCCUCUGGUGGGCGGUGGCGUGGUGGGCUUUGGGUUUGAGGCGGGCGAUGAUGACGUCGAUGUGGAUGAGAAAGUGGAAGACUUGAUGAGGAGAGACAGCGGCGUCAUGAAGGAGGAGAUCAAGUGCUUCCUGGCCAGCAGGCGCAUCUCCCAGGCCGUGGUCGCACAGGUGACGGGAAUUAGUCAGAGCCACAUAUCCCACUGGUUGCUGCAGCAAGGAUCCGACCUCAGCGAGCAGAAGAAACGAGCCUUCUUUAGAUGGUAUCAGCUGGAGAAGAGCAGCCCUGCUGACGCCCGGGAAGAGGCGGAACGCCUCGGCGCGCCCCUGGUCUCCGGGAGAAGGCGUGGGGUCUGGCUCCGGUCCAACACAUCACCGCCCACAUUCACACUUGCCCCGGGGGGCUUUCGCCUGCGCCGGGGGAACAGAUUUACCUGGAGGAAAGAGUGUUUGGCCGUCAUGGAGAGCUACUUCAGUGACAAUCAAUAUCCCGACGAGGCGAGGAGGGAGGAAAUCUCCAUGGCCUGCAACGCUGUCAUUCAAAAACCAGGGAAAAAGCUUCUGGACUUUGAGAAGGUGACGUCUCUGAAGGUGUACAACUGGUUCGCCAACCGCCGCAAGGACAUCAAGAAGCGCGCCAACAUUGAAGCUGCCAUCUUGGAGAACCACAGCAUCGACGUCCAGAGUCCUGGAGGUCAGUCCAAUGGCGAUGAGGCGGACGCCAACGACGAGCAGGUUCCCACGUUGCUGCCCAGCUGGAUGGCCGCCCUAAGCCGAGGGGGUGCGUCAGGGCCCCGGGGCUGCUCCCUGAACGGUCGCGCGCAGGCGUCGGGGCGUCGGCCGUCGUGGUCGCCGUCUUCGCCCCUCCAGGAUGAGCAGAGUAUGGAGAAGGGGGCUGCGGAUGGAGCGGGCGGGGCGGCCUUCGCCUUGGUCGAUCACAUCAAGACAGAGGUGGUGGAAGACGACUGAAAGGAGGUGACGUCAUCGUGUUCGUAUGCAAAUAUUUGAGCAAAACCCGGAUUACCUCCCACCACUUUCUGUCAGCCAACGUUAUGAUGAGAGUUCAUAAUGACUAAUGAGACGCUUGUCACACUGUGAUUUCAACGGUCUGGCCUCAAAAAUUCAUACACAAGCUUUUUGUUUUGUUUUUGGCGAAUGUGGCAUUUUAAUGCAGAAUAAUUCCACGCCAUAGAUUUCAAAACCAAACCAAACGUAAAAAAACAGAGAUUGUGUCAUGUGACCUGAAAAAUUGAUGAUCAAAAUAACAAAAAUUAUGGAUGCUAUAAUAUACGA
Hippocampus zosterae (dwarf seahorse) is the source of this 1824-nucleotide messenger RNA. Its product is annotated as homeobox-containing protein 1-like. The record is from RefSeq and is a predicted model, not a curated record. The coding region runs from base 223 to 1500 and encodes 425 amino acids. Gene Ontology annotation, molecular function: double-stranded telomeric DNA binding. Gene Ontology annotation, cellular component: nucleus. Gene Ontology annotation, biological process: positive regulation of DNA-templated transcription. The transcript has 9 exons. Lineage: Eukaryota; Metazoa; Chordata; Actinopteri; Syngnathiformes; Syngnathidae.